Messenger RNA from Miniopterus natalensis, 2455 nucleotides. It is a transcript of the gene SRP68, whose product is annotated as signal recognition particle 68. The record is from RefSeq and is a predicted model, not a curated record. Gene Ontology annotation, cellular component: signal recognition particle, endoplasmic reticulum targeting. Gene Ontology annotation, molecular function: 7S RNA binding; endoplasmic reticulum signal sequence receptor activity; signal recognition particle binding. Gene Ontology annotation, biological process: SRP-dependent cotranslational protein targeting to membrane. NCBI's taxonomy places the organism in Eukaryota, Metazoa, Chordata, Mammalia, Chiroptera, Miniopteridae.
AUGGCUGCUGAGAAACAGGUUCCCGGAGGCGGCGGCGGCGGCGGCGGCAGCGGCGGCGNGGGACGCGGUGCCGGAGGAGAGGAGAAUAAGGAAAACGAACGACCUUCGGCCGGAUCGAAAGGAAACAAAGAAUUCGGGGACAGCCUGAGUUUGGAGAUUCUUCAGAUUAUUAAGGAAUCGCAGCAGCAGCAUGGCUUACGGCAUGGAGAUUUUCAGAGGUACAGGGGCUACUGUUCCCGGAGACAAAGACGUCUCCGGAAAACACUCAACUUCAAGAUGGGGAACAGACACAAAUUCACGGGGAAAAAAGUAACUGAAGAUCUUCUGACUGAUAACAGAUAUUUGCUUCUGGUUCUGAUGGAUGCUGAAAGAGCCUGGAGCUAUGCCAUGCAGCUCAAACAGGAAGCUAACACUGAACCCCGAAAACGGUUCCACUUGUUAUCUCGCCUGCGCAAAGCCGUGAAGCAUGCAGAGGAAUUGGAGCGCUUGUGUGAGAGCAACCGGGUGGACGCCCAGACCAAGUUAGAGGCUCAGGCUUACACAGCCUACCUCUCAGGAAUGCUGCGGUUUGAGCAUCAGGAAUGGAAAGCUGCCAUUGAGGCUUUUAACAAAUGCAAAACUAUCUACGAGAAGCUUGCCAGCGCUUUCACGGAAGAGCAGGCCGUGCUGUACAACCAGCGUGUGGAGGAGAUCUCACCCAACAUCCGCUACUGUGCAUAUAACAUUGGGGACCAGUCAGCUAUCAGUGAACUCAUGCAGAUGAGACUGAGGUCUGGGGGCACCGAGGGUCUUCUGGCUGAGAAAUUGGAGGCAUUGAUCACUCAGACUCGAGCCAAGCAGGCAGCUACCAUGAGUGAAGUGGAAUGGAGAGGGAGGACAGUCCCGGUCAAGAUCGACAAAGUGAGGAUCUUUCUAUUGGGAUUGGCUGAUAACGAGGCAGCCAUUGCUCAGGCUGAGAGUGAGGAAACCAAGGAGCGUCUGUUCGAAUCCAUGCUCAGCGAGUGUCGGGACGCCAUCCAGGCUGUUCGGGAGGAGCUCAAGCCGGAUCAGAAACAGAGGGAUUUCACCCUAGACGGGGAGUUGGGGAAGGUCUCUAAUCUUCAGUACCUACACAGCUACCUGACUUACAUCAAGCUGUCGACAGCGAUCAAGCGCAACAAGAACAUGGCUAAAGGUCUGCAGAAGGCCCUGCUGCAGCCGCAGCCUGAGGAUGACAGCAAGCGCUCUGCCCGGCCCCAGGACCUGAUCCGGCUCUACGACAUCAUUCUGCAGAACCUGGCAGAACUGCUCCAGCUCCCCGGCCUGGAGGAGGACAGCGCCUUCCAGAAGGAGACGGGCCUCCGGGCCCUGGUGUACAAGGCCUACAGGUGCUUUUUUAUUGCUCAGUCCUACGUGUUGGUGAAGAAGUGGAGCGAAGCCCUUGUCCUAUAUGACCGAGUCCUGAAAUACGCAAAUGAAGUGAGCGCAGGGUCCGGGGCCUUCAGGGACAGCCUCAAGGACCUGCCCGAUGUGCAAGAGCUCAUCACGCAAGUGAGGUCGGAGAAGUGCUCUCUGCAGGCGGCGGCCAUCCUGGAUGCAAGUGACUCCCACCAAACAGAGACUGCCUCCCAAGUCAAGGACAGUAAGCCUCUGGUUGAACGGUUUGAGACAUUCUGCCUGGACCCCUCCCUUGUCACCAAGCAGGCCAGCCUCGUGCACUUCCCCCCUGGAUUCCAGCCCAUCCCCUGCAAGCCUUUGUUCUUCGACCUGGCCCUCAACCACGUGGCUUUCCCACCCCUGGAGGACAAGCUAGAGCAGAAGACCAAGAGCGGCCUCACUGGCUACAUCAAGGGAAUCUUUGGAUUCAGGAGCUAACCAGGCUCUUCCUGGGGGCAGGGGGGAGGUUCUGACUCAGUCUGUAUUGUGCGAAAACCCCAGCAAGUUCCGUGAUAUUAAAUCCAGGUCCGAGUUGGCCCGGGGCGGGUGCGAUGUCCUCAGCCCUGUGUCCAUGUCUUGUGUGUUUGUGCACUUACAUCCCUAACCAUGUGCUGGAAGGGUGGGAGCCCUAUUGUCUUCUGGUGUGUGUGUGCAGGUCCCUCUGUCCCCUGCUCCUGGGGGAGGGCCACUGCCAUCUGGUCCCAUGUGAGCUGUGACUGAUAUCCUUGCUCAGUAAUGUGUUCAGGGAGGAGGUUCACACCAGGCACGGCGAGGGGUUUGGGACGUUUUAUCCCAUUUCUUCGGUACCGUGGAUUGGAAACGAACUCCUCGCUGUGAGUAUCCAGAAUCCCUCGAAGUUUGUCCAUGACUAGGAUGCGUUGGCAGCGUCACCCCAGAAUGACAGUCAGCCUUAUCCCCUUCGCCUCCGAGUGAAAGUUAAGAAGUUUCAGAACAAGCAAAGAGCUCUAUUUUUAGAAGAAAUGUGUUACUCUCAGAAAUGAUGAGAACAAAUCUUAUAUUAAAAGGCAAAGACAUUGGA